Messenger RNA from Sardina pilchardus (European sardine), 1908 nucleotides. RefSeq names its product nedd8 activating enzyme E1 subunit 1 (gene nae1). Bases 67 to 1668 code for a protein of 533 amino acids. The transcript has 20 exons. Lineage: Eukaryota; Metazoa; Chordata; Actinopteri; Clupeiformes; Clupeidae. The record is from RefSeq and is a predicted model, not a curated record. Gene Ontology annotation, molecular function: NEDD8 activating enzyme activity. Gene Ontology annotation, biological process: protein neddylation. Gene Ontology annotation, cellular component: cytoplasm.
AUCUGUCAGUGGAAAUACGAGCACUGGUUGUACAUUUUGCCACCUACCGGUUUAAAACAGAGCAGAAUGGCAGCCACUAAAACAUCUAAGGAACAGAAGUAUGACAGACAGCUGAGGUUAUGGGGUGACCAUGGCCAAGAGGCUUUAGAGAACGCCCACGUAUGUCUCAUCAAUGCCACUGCCACUGGCACAGAAAUACUCAAGAACCUGGUCCUUCCAGGAAUUGGCGCCUUCACUAUUGUUGAUGGCCACAAAGUUUCAGGGGAAGACGUAGGGAAUAACUUUUUUCUCAGCAACAACAGCAUUGGAAAGAAUCGGGCCCAGUCUGCUACGGAGUUACUCCAGGAGCUAAACAGUGAUGUGUCUGGGAACUUUGUGGAGGAGUCUCCUGACAAGCUCCUGGACAAUGACCCAGAGUUCUUUCACAGGUUUAGCCUGGUGAUUGGAGUUCAGUUGCCUGAAAGCACGUGUUUGAGGUUAGGCGUCGUCCUCUGGAACGCUGGCGUGCCCUUCCUCGUGUGCAGGACCUACGGUCUCACUGGCUACAUGAGGCUGGUGGUCAGAGAACACACAGUUGUUGAGUCCCACCCAGACAACGCACUGGAAGACCUGAGGCUGGACCAGCCCUUCUCUGAGCUCAAGAAUCACAUUGAGUCCUACGACCUGGAUAGCAUGGAGAAAAAGGAUCACAGCCACACGCCAUGGAUCAUUGUCAUUGCAAAAUACUUGGAGAAGUGGAGAAGUGAACAUGAGUCUCUGCUCCCAAAGAACUACAAAGAGAAAGAGGCCUUCAGAGAGCUCAUCCGGCAAGGGAUCCUGAAGAAUGAACACGGAGCGCCUGAGGAUGAGGAGAACUUUGAGGAGGCCAUCAAGAACGUCAACACAGCCCUGAACCCCACUAAGAUCUCUAGUGCAGUAGAAGACCUCUUCAAUGGAGAGGAGUGCAACAGCAUCACGGCCCAGACUCCGUCCUUCUGGGUGAUGGCGCGGGCGGUGAGGGAGUUUGUGAGGAAUGAGGGGAAUGGCUGCCUUCCUGUGCGUGGCACUAUCCCCGACAUGAUUGCUGACUCCCAGAAGUUCAUCAACCUGCAGAACGUUUACAGGGAGAAGGCGAUGCAGGACGCUACGGUCGUGUCCAAGCACGUGGAGUCUCUGCUGCAGUCGGUAGGAAAGCCUACAGAGAGCAUUGCUGAACAGGAAAUCAAGUUAUUCUGUAAGAAUGCAGCGUUCCUGAGGGUCGUACGCUGCAGGUCACUGGCAGACGAGUACGGUGUGGAGACCUUCAACAGGGACGAGAUUACGUCCUGCAUGGACAACCCAGACAGUGAGAUGGUCCUCUACCUGAUGCAUCGCUCCAUCGACCGCUUCUAUCAGCAGCACUCCCGUUACCCAGGUGUGUAUAACUACCAGGUGGAGGAGGACAUCAGUAAGCUGAAGACGUGUGUGAACAGCCUGCUGCAGGAGUACGGUCUGGGCGUCAGCGUCAAAGACGACUACAUCCACGAGUUCUGCCGGUGUGGAGCUGCUGAACCCCAUACUGUCGCGGCGUUCUUGGGAGGUUCUGCAGCUCAGGAGGCCAUCAAAGUCAUCACGCACCAGUUUGUCCCAUUCAACAACACCUUCAUCUACAACGCCAUGGCCCAGACCAGUGCUACCCUCCAGCUGUAGGCUCCGCUGUCGGACCGCGCUAGCCCACCCAACCUUUUCUACUCUCCUGUACAAAGACAAGACUCGUAUGUGUGUGUGUGUGUGUGUGUGUGUGUGUGUGUGUGUGUGUGGUGUAUGAAAGAAUCUCUAUGUAGAGUUUCAGUCCCCUAGGUCUAGAGCUCUGCUUUGUUUAUGUUUACGUUUAAGUAUGUUGUUGGCACCCAAGAAUGUUGUUGGUCACCAUUAAAUGCUUAAAACUUU